Messenger RNA from Pristis pectinata (smalltooth sawfish), 2055 nucleotides. RefSeq lists its product as uncharacterized. The transcript has 4 exons. Gene Ontology annotation, molecular function: 2-oxoglutarate-dependent dioxygenase activity; methyltransferase activity. The record is from RefSeq and is a predicted model, not a curated record. Lineage: Eukaryota; Metazoa; Chordata; Chondrichthyes; Rhinopristiformes; Pristidae. The coding region runs from base 430 to 1344 and encodes 304 amino acids.
UGGCACAUUGUAUCGUUCACAGCUCGAGCCCAGAAACUGAUGAACGCACAAAUAGUCCUGUCAGUGCAGUCGGAUCGGCAUCAGUUGAUAAUGUUUUAAAAGUAGAGCGUUUUAAAGAGACGCGUUUCAAUUGACGAAAUGGGAAUAAAAAUAUAAUUUUCUCGCGAGUGCACUGUGGACCGAAUCCUUUAGUGAUGUUGCAGUGCGACAGGUUACACCAGCUCUGUGCGCCCCUUAAGCUCCUUCAUACUUCUCCUGCUGCCAUUGACUUUAAGCGAAUUGCCAAUAUUUUAAAAAAUCUGACGACCGGUCACUUCUCCUCGAUGUCAUUUAGAAGCAGGGACGCUGAAGUACACAACCUCACACUUCCCCAGAAUAAGUCUUCAGAUAUUCUUCAUGAUGAAAUUGAACAGAUGUGAAGAGACAUGAAUGCAAAACUUCCAUAGUACUUCCAGAAUUUUCUGCUUUUAUUUCAGAUUUACAGCAUCUGCAGUUUUUUUUUGCUUUUUGCUCUAUUUGGUCUCUCAGGUAGACACAAAAGAAUCUAGAAAACAGCAAGACAUACUGUUUAUCGAUUACAGCUCGGUGUUCAACACCAUCAUCCGCUCAGUACUAAUCAACAAACUUCAAAAUCUGGGCCUCUGUACCUCCCUCUGCAACUGGAUCCUUGACUUUCUUAUUGGGAGACCACAGUCAGGGCGUAUUGGUAAUAACAUCUCCUCCUUGCAGACAAUCAACACAGGCCCACUGCUGUACUCUCUCUACACUCAUGACUGUGUGGCUAGGCACAGCUCAAGCGCCAUCUAUAACUUCGCCAAUGACACCACUGUUGUUGGCAGAAUAUCAGAUGGCGAUGAGGAGGCUUACAGGAGUGAGAUAGAUUGGCUGGUUGAGUGGUGUCACAACAACAACCUCGCACUCAACGUCAGCAAGACCAAGGAAUUGACUGUGGACUUCAGGAAGGGGAAGUCGGGAGAACACACACCAGUCCUCAUUGAGAGGUCAACAGUGGAAAGGGCGAGCAGCUUCAAGUUCCUGGGCGUCAACAUCUCAGAGGAUCUAUCCUGGGCCCAACACAUUGAUACAAUCACGAAGGAGGCACAGCAGCGGCUCUACUUCAUUAGGAGUUUGAGGAGAUUUGGUAUGUCACCAAAGACUCUUGCAAAUUUCUACAGAUGUGCGGUGGAGAGCAUUCUGACUGGUUGCAUCACCGUCUGGUAUGGAGGCUCCAUUGUGCAGGAUCGAAAGAGGCUGCAGAGCGUUGUAGACUCAGCCACUCCAUCACGGGCACAACCCUCCCCACCAUCGAGGACAUCUUCUCAAGAAGGUGGCAUCCAUCAUUAAGGACCCUUACCAUCUGGGACAAUCCCUCUUUGUGUUACUACCAUCAGGGAGGAGGUACAGGAACCUGAAGACCCACACUCAGUGUUUUAGGAACAGCAUCUUCCCCUCCACCAUCAGAUUUCUGAAUGAUCCAUGACCCCAUGAACAGUACCUCGUUAUUCCUCUUUGCACUAUUUAUUUAUUUUUGUAACUUACAGUAAUUUUAAUGGCUUGUAUUGUAUUGCUGUUGCAAAACAGCAAAUUUCACGACAUAUGUCUGUGCUAACAAACCUGAUUCUGAUUUCAUAGUACUAUUUUAAAGGAAGACAGAAGUGUCCUGACCAAUAAUUUUUCUUUACCCAUCAUUAUGUAAAUAGAUUAUUUGGGCAUUAACAGGUUGUAUAUGAGAGCUUGUACUGUGCAAAUUUGGUACAGCAAUUUUUACUUUACAUCAUCACUUCAUCACUAGUUGUAAAGCACUUUGAGACAUUCUGAAAGGAAUAUGAAGUGCUUUAUAAAUGCAAGUCUUUCUUUCACUUCAGUCAAACUAGUGGUACAGGCUGAGCAGGUACUUUCCAUUAUGUUAUCCCAGGCUAUCCUCUUAUUGGUUAUGACAAUGUGAAGCAGAUCUGCAUCACCAGAAGCCUAAAAACAGUUUAUUUGGUUACACUGUCAGAGAAAAAUAUAUGGAUGGGAGAAAGGAUAUUCUAAAGUCUGGAGAAGAAAUCGAUA